AGUUGGAUUUCGUCUGCAAUUAAGAUCACUUCCUAAAUUCCUCAAUCUCCCUCGUGGUGUGAUGAUCCUCCAAUGAUCAUUGUGUGAUCGUCCACGCGUGUGAUCACCCGCCGAGCGAUCGCUGAUCAUUCAAAAGACGGGGGUAGUUUAAAAAAAACGGAAAAGUCCUUUAAAAAAAAUUUCAAAUUAACUGCAUUUUAUCAAUUUUAAAAGUUUUUUAAAAGGUAUUUAAAAAAAAAAGUGUUUGAGUGAGAAAACUAGAUGGGAAAGUAAUAAAAUUAAAAUUUCCCUGAAAAAUGUGCUGCAUAUUUAGAAGUUUUUCAAUGAGGAACGUGGUUCAAGAGUGAAAACUGUAAAACGAUUUCUUUCUUUAGGUUAAAAAUAGCCAAGAGAUAUUUUCAGAGAGCUAAACACAAGACAUUCAGUGCGGGGUGUACAUUUGAGAUCAAAUUCAAUUCUCACAGACUCUCAAGACACGAGAAAAGUUUUUUUUUCUUGUCUUCAUUUUCUGGAAAAUUUCUUUAAUUUUUCUUUGUGGAAAAAAUUCAGCAAAAAAAAUUCUUUUUGGCUUUAAAAGUGAUGAUUUUUGGUUAAAUUGAGUGAUUGAGAAAUCUCGCGCAAGACAUGCCACCAACCGUGAUCUCUCAGCUCUCACCGAGUAUUGCGAAUAAUGGGAAUUUCUCCAAGAUGCCCUACACAACACCCUCGCAGGCCACAUCAAUGCCCUCCUACAUAAACUCCUAUCAAUCCACCUCAGGUGCAUCAUAUCAGGCACCCCAUCAUUGGUACUACCUCUCUGUGGAUGCAACAGAACCACCACCAGCCUACAUGCAAUCUUCUGUAUCGCCUCUGUGGAAUGCCUACAUUACACCAAGCUAUUCCAGCAGCCAUCAACCUGAAUCCCCGCCAGCACCAACUUAUGAGCAAAUCCUUGAGCUCACCGAUGCCAUUGAGAGUCUCACCAUCACCAAGGGAUUCGUCGAUACAAAGAAACCCCCAAAACAGCCACCACCCAGCUAUUUGUGUCAUUUAUGCUUCAUGAAGGGCCACUACAUACGUGACUGUCCGCAGGCACGCCCAAAGGCUGAAGGAAAGACACCAUAUCAGGGCAAGAAGAGAUGCUUCGGGGAGUACAAAUGCCCCAAAUGCAAGAGGAAGUGGAUGUCGGGGAAUUCAUGGGCUAAUAUGGGUCAGGAGUGCAUCAAAUGCCACGUCAAUGUGUACCCACAUAAGCAGAGACCCCUUGAGAAGCCUGAUGGGCUGGAUGUGUCGGAUCAAUCAAAAGUCCAUCCACAGAUGCUAUGUGAGAAAUGCAGAACUCUCGGAUUCUACUGUCGUAAGAAAAAUUGCUUUUCCGGUGGAUGCUAAAUAAUGCAAAAAAAAGGAAUUUUGCAGCAAAAUUUUUUUUUAAAGAAAUAAUCCCAAAAAUCUGACUGAAAUUCUGAAGGAAAAUAAUUAAUAAAUUAAAUUAAAAUUGUACCCCUGAACAAAAAAAAACACAAUUUAUAGGACGUAAGGAUUCUUUUUUCUCUCUUUAUUCUGUAAUGUUUUGUAAGACAAAUUAAUUAAAACAUUUCUUCAGCAUUUUUUAAUGAAA
Molecule: messenger RNA, 1597 nt
Organism: Lutzomyia longipalpis
Lineage: Eukaryota; Metazoa; Arthropoda; Insecta; Diptera; Psychodidae
Product: zinc finger CCHC domain-containing protein 24-like
Exons: 4
Coding region: 625-1368 (247 amino acids)
Molecular function (GO): zinc ion binding; nucleic acid binding
Source: RefSeq, a predicted model, not a curated record